This is a messenger RNA of Centruroides sculpturatus (bark scorpion), 471 nucleotides long. RefSeq lists its product as uncharacterized. Bases 1 to 471 code for a protein of 156 amino acids. The record is from RefSeq and is a predicted model, not a curated record. NCBI's taxonomy places the organism in Eukaryota, Metazoa, Arthropoda, Arachnida, Scorpiones, Buthidae. Gene Ontology annotation, molecular function: nucleic acid binding. The transcript has a single exon.
AUGGCUUUCAGAGUGGUUCUUCCGGCUCAAACAGUCAAGGAAACAUGGUUGCUAGACAUGAGCUGCAGUGACUUCAGUGCGGAGGUUCUCGGCAUCCAAUGGGCAGUUAAUCUCAGCGUCCAUCUUAACACUCCGAUGACCAUCAUUUUGGAUGGCAAAUCAGUUUUCCAGUCAGUCGCCAAUGUAAAUUUUUCCUCUCCAGCGGUUAUUAUUGACCUAGCUGCAACUAUCACCUCUUACUCAACACCUCUUGAAAUCGGGUGGGCCCCUGGUCAUGUUGGCAUUCACAUAAAUGAAGCGGCAGACCAAGCCGCUACUCAUGACACUCCCAUCGGCUCCUGGUGGAGACCUCUCAUGGCAUGUGACCUCAUAUGUCAGAUGCGAAAAUCGAUCAUCCGCAACUACACCAAUACCUGGUCUACUAUUCUUUGGGGGAAAAAUCCCACCCAUCUCAGACCUUUCAUCACUUGA